GGAACAUCCGCAGCCAAAAGCAGAUCCCAGUCAGCGCGCCCGUCACGUACCCAACUCAAAGUCGCUCCCUCCCUCCCUCUCCCUCUCUCUCUCUCUCUCUCUCUCAUCAGUGAAUCAAAUGGAAGCAGGGAUGGCGACUUCCGACCACCGCCACCUCCACCUCCACCAUCAAAUCCCCAAACCCGUCCUCUUCCCUUCCCCCAGAACCCUCCCGUUGCCCACCACCGGUAACCUCACCUCCAGAAUCCGCUGCUCCGCUCUCCACCCAAAACCCUCUCCUCCUCCUCCUCCUCUCCUUCCGGUCGUCGAGCAAAGAGGCGGGAAAAUGGUGGUGGAAUUGGUCGGCGCCUUCAAUGAGCUAACAGAGAGAAUGGGGGAGAUCUCGACCACAUCCUCCUCUCAAAUUUUGUUCAAAGCUCUGAAAUUGUCGAUACCUGUCCUUCAGUCCUUGCCUUCCGGUGACGAUGGCCGGCCCCCGCUCUCGAGGGCUUUGUCCAUCGCUUUCCUGCUCGCUGAUCUGCAGAUGGAUGCAGAAGUUAUUUCGGCAGGAAUGUUGAGAGAACCAUUGUUGGCCGGUGCUAUAUCCAUGCGUGAAGUAAAAAGCCGGAUUGGCACGGGCACAGCUCAUCUACUGCAUGAGAGCUUGCGGAUAAAGAAUAUCCCAUCUACAGUUGACUCACUGGAUGAUGAAAGUGCAAGCGCAUUGAGAAAAUACUGCCUGACUUACUAUGAUAUCAGGGCUAUAAUUCUAGAGCUUGCGCUCAAACUCGAUGUGAUGAGGAAUCUUGAUUAUCUCCCUAGAUACCGUCAACAGAUGAUUGCUCUUGAAGUUUUGAAGAUAUAUGCACCUCUUGCUCAUGCUGUUGGAGCCGGUGCUUUAUCGCUUGAACUUGAAGAUCUCUCAUUUCGCUACUUGUUUCCCCACUCAUACCUUUAUGUUGACACAUGGUUGAGAAGUCAUGAAACUGGAAGUAAGCCCUUGAUAGAGACUUACAAGGAUCAAUUGCUUCAAGCGUUGGAAACUGAUGAGGAGUUGCAAGAGAUUGUAGAUGACAUCUCAAUUAAAGGUCGAUAUAAAAGUCGUUUCAGUACCAUGAAAAAGUUGUUAAGGGAUGGUCGGAAGCCUGAGGAAGUCAACGAUAUUUUAGGUUUGCGGGUCAUAGUAGACCCUAAACCAGGGCAUGAUAUGACUGAAAGGGGGGAUAGAGCAUGUUAUCGAAUUCGUGAAGUUAUACAGGGUUUGUGGAAAGAAGUUUCUAGAAGGACAAAAGACUAUAUUGCCAAACCAAAAGCAAAUGGUUAUAGAAGUUUACAUGUUGCUGUUGAUGUUAGUGAACCGGGGAAGACAAGGCCGCUGAUGGAAAUACAGAUAAGGACAACGGAGAUGGACAUGUUGGCUGAUGCUGGAGCUGCUUCACAUUCAUUGUACAAGGGUGGUCUUACUGAUCCUGGGGAGGCAAAACGUCUAAAGACCAUAAUGCUAGCUGCAGCUGAACUCACUGCCCUACGUCUUAGAGAUAUGCCUUCUGCAAACCAUAAGGGAAGACUUGAGAUUGACCAAAAAAACCGAGUAUUUCGCUUUCUUGAUAAAAAUGGUGAUGGGAGAAUUAGCAUUGAAGAACUUACAGAAGUGAUGGAAGAGCUUGGAGCAGGGGGCAAGGAUGCACAGGAGCUUAUGCAACUUCUUGAUGCAAAUAGUGAUGGAUCUUUGAGCUCUGACGAGUUCAGUUUGCUUCAAAGACAGGUUGAAUUUAUGAGAAACAUGGAAGACACAGAUGAUCAGUACAGAACCAUGUUGGGUGAAAAGCUUCAGAUGACUGACAGUAACGGGUUGAUUCAGGUUUAUCGUAAGAAGUUGGGUGACAAAUUAGCCUUAAGCUAAAUCUGUAGCAAAUUUAUUUGCACGGCAGAUCACCGCUGGAUCAAAUCUUUCAGUGCACUGUGCAUAAUAUAAUUUCUAAUCUAUGCUGAUGUAUAGUACUCCUGAAUUGUGCUUCAGAAUUUAGUAAUGUCAUUAUAUAGUUGUCGUACGUGAUUUUCUUACUAAAGCAUAUAUUCCUUUUAUGCAGAAAAUUGAGCCUGUAUGCUCUCAAUAAAGAUGUAAGGUCCCUUUAAUUUUUAUAUGAAUUGUGUAUGGAAAUGUAUGAGUGCAGUUCUUUUAAAACUGACCGUCAACGAAUUCUUCUUGGUCUCC
Asparagus officinalis (garden asparagus) is the source of this 2194-nucleotide messenger RNA. RefSeq names its product probable GTP diphosphokinase CRSH1, chloroplastic. Gene Ontology annotation, biological process: guanosine tetraphosphate metabolic process. The record is from RefSeq and is a predicted model, not a curated record. Gene Ontology annotation, molecular function: calcium ion binding. The transcript is spliced from 4 exons. Bases 119 to 1882 code for a protein of 587 amino acids. Lineage: Eukaryota; Viridiplantae; Streptophyta; Magnoliopsida; Asparagales; Asparagaceae.